AUGCCUUCGCCUCAGAACUUUCGUCGGUUGGUCUUGACAGCUGCCGUGACCUCGAUUACGAUUGCAGGGUCUUUGUACGGAGCCGGACUGAAAACAAAGGAGGAGAUUGCCGAGACUCAGAAGAAUCGCCAGGAGGCGACUUUUGAUGAACAAAUGGCUGCUCUCCAAGGAAUGCGAUCGAACUUGACAGCCCGGAGAGGAAUGAUCGAGACACAGAUUCGGGACCUGGAGGCAAAAAUGGAAGAGAAGAAACAUCGAAGUGCGGAAGGGAGUGACAAAGAGAGGCCUCAGGGAGGACGGUGA
Messenger RNA from Penicillium atrosanguineum, 303 nucleotides. RefSeq lists its product as uncharacterized. Lineage: Eukaryota; Fungi; Ascomycota; Eurotiomycetes; Eurotiales; Aspergillaceae. The coding region runs from base 1 to 303 and encodes 100 amino acids. The transcript has 2 exons. The record is from RefSeq and is a predicted model, not a curated record.